UCGCAGCCCAACCCCUUUUCCCGGUGGGGACCACUCCCAGGACAGAGGUCUAGGGCUCGCAGAGGCUGGGGCACUACAACUCCCAGCAGCCCGUACGGCCCCACCUCCGCAGCCCUGCCCCCAUCGAUUCUCCAUUGGUCUACAGGGGAUAGAUGGGCGGUGGCCAUGGGGCUGCGGCCUAGAUUUUGUACUCAACCCGGCUUCCGUAGAGGAAGUCGCGCGGACCUUCAGCUGGGGUUUCGGUACCCCCCCUCCCCCUUUCCCGGGGUCUGGGGGUGACAUUGUACCGCGCCCCUCGCGGGGUCGCGUCGCUACCCUUGCACGGACUUUCAGCUGGCGCACCCCUCCCAUUCGCCUCCCUGAGCCAGGCCUCCACCCCGCCGCCAUCCGCCCAGCCAUGGGGGCCGCAGUGUUUUUCGGAUGCACUUUCGUCGCGUUUGGCCCAGCCUUUGCGCUUUUCUUGAUCACAGUGGCUGGGGACCCGCUUCGCGUCAUCAUCCUAGUCGCGGGGAAGGCAGAUGAGGGGUUAGCAUCGCUGAGUGAGGACGGAAGAUCACCCAUCUCCAUCCGCCAGAUGGCCUAUGUGUCUGGUCUCUCCUUCGGUAUCAUCAGUGGUGUCUUCUCUGUUAUCAAUAUUUUGGCCGAUGCACUUGGGCCAGGUGUGGUUGGGAUCCAUGGAGACUCACCCUAUUACUUCCUGACCUCAGCCUUUCUGACAGCAGCCAUUAUCCUGCUCCAUACCUUUUGGGGAGUUGUGUUCUUCGAUGCCUGUGAGAGAAGACGGUACUGGGCUUUGGGCCUGGUGGUUGGGAGUCAUCUACUGACAUCAGGACUGACAUUUUUGAAUCCCUGGUAUGAGGCCAGUCUACUGCCCAUCUAUGCAGUCACUGUUUCCAUGGGACUCUGGGCCUUCAUCACAGCCGGAGGGUCCCUCCGAAGUAUCCAGCGCAGCCUCUCGUGUAAGGACUGACUACUUGGACUGAUCGCCUGCCAGAUCACCCACCUGCCUGCCCACUGCCCAUGACUGAGCCCUGCCCUAGCCCGGGUCCAUUGUCCACCAUGCUCUGUCUCCUCGUCGGUCUAUCCCACCACCUUCAGGGUUUUGUUUUGUCCACUCGUGACCUUUAGUCUCUAGGUUUUACCAGGAGCAGCCUGGGUAUAGCCAGUCAGUGACUGGUGGGUUUUUCUCUGCACUUAUCCCCACCACCUGGGGACCCCUUGAUGUCCAGCACUCCCCAUGUGUCAGUGCUCUGCUCUCACCCUGCCCAAGACUCACCCCCCUUCCCCUCUGCAGGCCGACGGCAGGAGGACAGUCGGGUGAUGGUGUAUUCUGCCCUGCGCAUCCCACCCGAGGACUGAGGGAGCCUGGGGGGGGACCCCUGGGCCUGGGGUGCCCUCCUGAUCUCCUCGUCCUGUAUUUCUCCAUCUCCAGUUGUGUGGACAGUGCAAAUUGCCAAGCAAAGGGAUCUAGCUUAACCAUUGGCCUUGAGGUGAAACUGAUGGAGGCUCAAGGGUAGAUGGGCUCUGAGUUUCCAAGUAUCCUCUCCCCAGACUGGACAUCUUGGUCUUUUUCUCAGGUCUGAGGGGAGCCAUUUUUGGUGUGAUUAAGACCCCAAACUGCCUUUUUUUCUUUUUGAGGUGGGGAGAGAAGAGAGGUAUGUUGAAACACUUCUCCUAACCUCCUUAGGCUAUAUUUUCCCUCCUCAGAUUGCUCCCCAUGUCUGGGUUUAUAUCUGUCCCCUGUUCCCUGGUCUUGGGGCAAAGGAAGGGAGUGCAUGUUUGGAGUUGCGAACUGGUAUUACUGGAACUAAUGGCUUAACCUCCUCGACCACCAGCACUCCUCCUUUCCCCAAGGUGAAGUGGAGGGUGCUGCUGUGAGCUGGCCCGCUCCAGAGCUGCAGUGCCACUGGAGGAGUCAGGACCAUGACAUCACAGGGAAGGGGAGGGCAGAGUUUUUUCUAGUUUUUAAUUGGGGUUUGUUGGGGGGGUGGGAGGUUUUCUAUAAACUGUAUCAUUUUCUGCUGAGGGUGGUGUGUGCCAUCCUUUUAAUCAAGGUGAUUGUGAUUUUGACUAAUAAAAAGGACUUUAUAAUUGUG
Molecule: messenger RNA, 2096 nt
Organism: Chrysochloris asiatica (Cape golden mole)
Lineage: Eukaryota; Metazoa; Chordata; Mammalia; Afrosoricida; Chrysochloridae
Gene: APH1A
Product: APH1A gamma secretase subunit
Exons: 5
Coding region: 398-970 (190 amino acids)
Biological process (GO): positive regulation of catalytic activity; Notch receptor processing; Notch signaling pathway
Cellular component (GO): gamma-secretase complex; membrane; endoplasmic reticulum
Molecular function (GO): protein-macromolecule adaptor activity
Source: RefSeq, a predicted model, not a curated record